Messenger RNA from Perkinsus marinus ATCC 50983, 1026 nucleotides. RefSeq lists its product as hypothetical. The record is from RefSeq and is a predicted model, not a curated record. Bases 1 to 1026 code for a protein of 341 amino acids. NCBI's taxonomy places the organism in Eukaryota, Perkinsozoa, Perkinsida, Perkinsidae. The transcript has a single exon.
AUGAGCGAGAACGGUUGGGAGAGACUGCUUUCGGCCCAUCACCAGGAGACCCAGGUGGUCGCCGCUAGCAACCCCUCGUCGCCAGCGAACCCCGGUACUGCAGCAUCUUCCACGGAUCCCGGGACCGAUGCCACUCAAAGUUCUACAGCAACUGCCUCACAGCGGACACUCACUAACAACAACGGCACGAGCGUGACCCAGGUUCAGUUCGUGAUGAUCAUCGCCUGUGCUAAGGCCGCUUCAGCUGAAGCCAGAAGGCUUUUGGAACGUGGCCAGAGAGAACUAGAUGCCGCGACUUCGUCAUCGUCGGGCCCUCAAGUCAACAUCGACAAGCUUAUCAAGAACCUAACGGAGAAACUCGGUGUGGUUCCACCUAAUAUAGUACCGGACGAGAAGGUCAUGAAGCUACUCUCGAAGUCUAGCAGUGCGUAUGUAGACUUCAAGCUUCUCAACGUCUCUAACUCUAACUCAAAUGCAAGGAAAAGAUUGAGAACCACUACAACGGGGCUGGUUGUCGAGGUAUACGAAAAACCUGAGGAUUCCCGCUCUGGCGAUAAUGGUCUCGUUCUCGACAUUAUGGGGGCUUGGACAGCGCAGUUUGGUAGAUAUGUCGCGGGCGUAUGUCUGGUCGACGAACAUGCAGCGAACAACAUCCUGACAUUUCUAUCGUAUCAGUGCGAGAUCGGCCGUAUCGCCCUGUACUCUCCGGCACGUGCGGUCGACGCUGAUCGUCAGUUCCGCAUGUCAGUCCCUGGCAUCGCAGCUACGGGAGUUCCUGUCUGGCAGUGCUAUGCGCAGGAGCACACGGCCCCCUUUUUCUCGAGGCUUCUAGCAGAGAUGGCAAACCGGCGCAUGUGGAGCACGUACCGUCAGCCAAAGGGGGGCAAAGGAAAAGGAAAAGGAAAGGGGAAAGGAUCAGGAAAAGGUAAUCAACAAAGUUGGUCGUGGUCCGCCAGCGGGAAGGAUGUCGAUAAUAAGUCUUUCGCAACUGGAGACCAACCCAAAAGCAUGCCAUCCAAGAAGUAA